Protopolystoma xenopodis is the source of this 528-nucleotide messenger RNA. NCBI's taxonomy places the organism in Eukaryota, Metazoa, Platyhelminthes, Monogenea, Polystomatidea, Polystomatidae. The record is from the annotation of a GenBank genome assembly.
CCGCCAUCUGCGUCUUCACAACUGACUGCACAGAGGCGUACCUGCGGUGCAGGAGUCCGUAUUAGUGAAGCAUUUCUAUUCUCGUCACCCGGCCGUCCAUCUCGGGGGUCCCUUAGUUCCGCUUGCCUCAUAAGGAGUCCUUCGGCGAUUCUCGGAUCCGGGUCUGUUCCCAGUAGACGUAAUCUAGCUGCGGAUCACCUUGGUCUACAGAAGCGAGUUGGCCUAUCUUGCUUUAGUCGAGCUGAUAGAACUCCGCCUUGUCAGAAAUAUGGGUCAAAAGAUAAGGAUAUACUGGGCUCUAGAGAGUCUAUGUGUAAAAUUGGCAAGGAGAAUGAGGCUAUCUCUAAGCCAUGUUCCAAUACAUUGGAGCCAACCAAACAAGGGGGUUUCUCUCGUCGUUCUUGUGGAGCAGCGAAACGACAUGCUCCUUCCCACCCUGAGAAUCCACUUAUAAAACGACAGAGGCCUAUCAGUGUCUUCACCGCCCUAAAGGUAUCCUUCAAAGUUAUCGGCCGCAGUCUGCCAUAA